Colletotrichum lupini is the source of this 195-nucleotide messenger RNA. RefSeq lists its product as uncharacterized. Lineage: Eukaryota; Fungi; Ascomycota; Sordariomycetes; Glomerellales; Glomerellaceae. The transcript has a single exon. Bases 1 to 195 code for a protein of 64 amino acids. The record is from RefSeq and is a predicted model, not a curated record.
AUGAAGGCCGGAUUAGUAGUUGGGUCGGUGACGACCAGCGAAUACCUGGUGUUGUAUGUCUUUUGGUUAUUUUUGGCGUUUUGGUGGAGAUGUGUUGGUGUAGGUGGGUUCUGGAUGCGUGGUGUUGAUGUGAUGUUGGUUUUGAGGAUUGGGGGAACGUCGGACGAGGGAGGACGAGAAAAAAAAUUGUUGUAG